UUGGAUGCUGAAGCUAGUGUUACUCUAAAAGAACUUCAGGUGAAACUUAGUAGUGUAUUGGAUGAACUCAGCGUAACAUAUGCUACAAGUUUUCAAUUUAUUAUUGAAGAUUGUGUAAGACAAAUGAGCAAUGAGCUGAAUCAAAUGAGAGGAAAUGGGAAUGCAGCAGCCAAUAAGAACAGUGCAGCCAUUGAUGCCGAGACUGUGCUUCGGCCUCUCAUGGAUUUCCUGGACAAAACUUUAAGUGUGUCUGCGAAAAUCUGUGAGAAGACAGUUCUGAAACGGGUUUUAAAAGAGCUAUGGAAGUUAGUCUUGAACAAAAUAGAAAAACAAAUUGUGCUUCCACCACUGAUGGACCAAACCGGGCCCCAGAUGAUAUUCAGUGCAGCCAAAGAUCUUGGACAACUGUCAAAACUCAAGGACCAUGUGAUUCGAGAGGAAGCCAGAAGCCUGACCCUGAGGCAGUGUGCAGUAAUGGAAGUAGCACUAGCUACUAUAAAGCAAUACUUCCAUGCUGGAGGAAGUGGGCUGAAAAAGAAUUUCCUGGAAAAGAGCCCAGACCUACAGUCCCUGAGAUAUGCUCUUAGCCUUUACACACAAACAACUGACGCCUUGAUAAAGAAGUUUAUAGACACUCAAAUAUCUCAAAGUCAAACCACUAAUAAUUCAGUGGGUGAGAUAUCUGUACAGGUGGAUGUCUCUACGCAUCCUGGAACUGGUGAACAUAAAGUCACUGUAAAAGUUGUAGCAAUUAAUAAUCUAAACUGGCAAACAACAGCUAUGUUCCGGCCAUUUGUGGAAGUUUGCAUAUUAGGGCCUAACCUAAGUGACAAGAAAAGGAAACACGGAACCAAGACAAAGAGCAAUACCUGGUCACCAAAGUACAAUGAAACUUUCCAAUUCAUUUUGAGUAAUGAAGAUAAGCCAGGAGCCUAUGAACUUCACCUCUCAGUGAAAGAUUACUGCUUUGCUAGGGAAGAUCGCAUUAUAGGAAUGACAGUUAUUCAGCUGCAAAACAUAGCAGAGAAAGGUAGCUGUGCAUCUUGGUACCCCUUGUUGAGAAACAUCUCUGUAAAUGAAACUGGGUUAACAAUUCUUAGAAUACUUUCUCAGAGGACCAACGAUGAAGUUGCUAAAGAAUUUGUAAGACUUAAAUCAGAAACAAGAUCUGCUGAAGAAAUGGCCUAA
This is a messenger RNA of Cariama cristata (Red-legged seriema), 1188 nucleotides long. RefSeq names its product protein unc-13 homolog C-like. The transcript has 9 exons. Gene Ontology annotation, cellular component: synaptic vesicle membrane; presynaptic active zone cytoplasmic component; terminal bouton. Gene Ontology annotation, biological process: neuromuscular junction development; synaptic transmission, glutamatergic; presynaptic dense core vesicle exocytosis. The annotation marks the transcript as partial. Gene Ontology annotation, molecular function: syntaxin-1 binding; calmodulin binding; diacylglycerol binding. The record is from RefSeq and is a predicted model, not a curated record. Lineage: Eukaryota; Metazoa; Chordata; Aves; Cariamiformes; Cariamidae.